AAAAAAAAAAAUGAGAUAUAAUCUGUGUCUGUGGUUAUAUAUGAUUGUGUAACCGAACCAUAUUUUAUCAGUGUAUAUUUCCAAAAUAAACUAUAGAUUUAUCGGAUGGAAUAUAAAUCCAGUGAUAAAUUGCCUAUUUAAUAAAUUAAUUUCAAUCAAAACACUCAGUAAAUAGGUACUGGUAAUGGCUAUAAAUUUAUGGCGACUGUCCAGCCUCCUGAAACAAUCUAAAUUUUUCGGCUCUUCUAUCUCCAUCUCACGGAAUAUCUCAACUACAACCCCUAGUAUGGAAAAAGCUCUUGAAAAUUUACAAAAUAACCCUUAUUAUGAUAAGUAUGCUGAACGUAUUGCAGCAUUACAAAAAACUUCUCCAGAAGAGUUUUUACAUAGAAUAGAAGAACAGCAGAAAGCCAAGAAGGAUGAAAUGAAAAAGAAAUUUGCUUCCGUUGAUACUCGUCAAUAUUCUUCUGUGUUGCAACCAAAACAAGCUCUUGAGUCAGACAUUUCCAAAGAAGAGAAAAAACUCAGUGAUAUAUUUAAAAUAGAUUUAGUGCAGGACAAAGAAGCUUCAGAAAUACAAGAUAUUUGGGAGGCAUAUCACAAAAACAGAGAAGUAAUAUCAGCAACAGUCCCUAAGAACUCGUAUGAUGUCAUACAAGCGAACAUGAAAAAAUACCCAACUUUUCUAUUCCCUUUACCACGGUCACAAGGUUAUGAGUUCAUCAUGAGCCAGAGCUAUGGGAGCACAGUGCACUUCACACCACUGCUAGCAUACCAGGUACAUAAAGAGAAUGCUCCUGAAUGUUUGACCAUGGUCCACUACACAGAAUUAAUUCAGAAAGGAAUUGUACUUAUGAGGGGUGAAUAUGACAAGAAUGUGCUAACUGGUAAAGAAGCACAAUGCUUAGCAAAUCAGUUUCAAAUGUAUUACAGUGGUAACGACCAGAAUAAGCUGAAACUCUUGGAAAAUUUCACCAACAACCCUGAUACAUUCAAACACAUGGACCUUAUAGCACAGUUAGAAAAUAUAAGUUUAUUUUAAACAGUAUUCACUGCUUAAAAAUGUAAUUAAUAUAUUAUUGAUUUCAAAAUAUAAAUAAAUUAUGUUGUUA
This is a messenger RNA of Galleria mellonella (greater wax moth), 1112 nucleotides long. RefSeq names its product ATP synthase mitochondrial F1 complex assembly factor 1. Gene Ontology annotation, cellular component: mitochondrion. Lineage: Eukaryota; Metazoa; Arthropoda; Insecta; Lepidoptera; Pyralidae. The transcript has 4 exons. The coding region runs from base 185 to 1042 and encodes 285 amino acids. The record is from RefSeq and is a predicted model, not a curated record. Gene Ontology annotation, biological process: mitochondrial proton-transporting ATP synthase complex assembly.